Messenger RNA from Colletotrichum higginsianum IMI 349063, 315 nucleotides. RefSeq names its product Mitochondrial dicarboxylate. The record is from RefSeq and is a predicted model, not a curated record. The transcript has 3 exons. Gene Ontology annotation, biological process: oxaloacetate transport; thiosulfate transport; phosphate ion transmembrane transport. Gene Ontology annotation, molecular function: sulfate transmembrane transporter activity; malate transmembrane transporter activity; thiosulfate transmembrane transporter activity. Lineage: Eukaryota; Fungi; Ascomycota; Sordariomycetes; Glomerellales; Glomerellaceae. Bases 1 to 315 code for a protein of 104 amino acids.
AUGAAAGACGAUAUCAAAACGCACGCCGUGGCCUCCCUGUUCGCGGGGACGGCGGCGACGACCAUCUGCGCGCCGGCCGAUGUCCUCAAGAGCAGGAUCCAAAGCGCUGCCGCGAGCGGGCCGGGGGCAAACUCUUUGCUUCGUAUCGUGCAAACCGGCCUCCGCGAAGAAGGGGCGAUAUUCCUCAUGAAGGGCUGGACGCCGGCGUGGUUGAGACUGACGCCAAACACGGUCCUGACUUUUGUCUUCAUGGAGCAGCUGCGGCAACUGACCCAGUGGCAGUUCGCUGCUCCGGUCGAGACGAUGAAGGCUUGA